Molecule: messenger RNA, 3295 nt
Organism: Myripristis murdjan (pinecone soldierfish)
Lineage: Eukaryota; Metazoa; Chordata; Actinopteri; Holocentriformes; Holocentridae
Gene: hbs1l
Product: HBS1-like translational GTPase
Exons: 19
Coding region: 223-2403 (726 amino acids)
Molecular function (GO): GTPase activity; GTP binding
Source: RefSeq, a predicted model, not a curated record
CACUCUAGAUCGUCAGUAAAGUCUAUUAAUACAGUAAAAAGAAAUAUUUGUAUCACGUUUUCUUGUUUAAGUCUUUUCGCCCGACACAUUUGAAGCACGUUCGAUUUCCGUGCUGAUGCUGCACACCCGCACAGCGAUGGCAGUUGGACACUGACACAUGCUACAGCACUCUGAGGCGAAAGACAUUAAUACUGGGGCCGAGAGAAGACACAUAUUAACAAAAUGUCUCGGCACAGAAAUGUCCGAGGCUACAACUACGAUGAAGACUUUGAAGAUGACGACAUGUAUGGACACUCUGUGGAUGAUGACUACUGUAUAUCACCAGCAACAGCGGCCCAGUUUAUCUACUCACGUCAAGAGAGGCAACCACCCAAUGUGGAGCCUGUAGAGGAGGAAGAAUAUGAGGAUGAGGAGGUACCUAUGUCCCCUACCAUCAGCCAUAAUCUUGACCCUCUUGAUCAAGCCAAGCUGUACUCAUGUCUGGACCAGAUGCGGGCUGUGCUGGGAGAUACAGUGCCAGAUUCAGCCUUGAUCCAGGCAGCCAUGAGAUGUGGUUUCGACCCACAGAGGGCACUGGAUGCAGUGCUAGCUGAAGACACUGAUUCAGCUACAGUCACAAGAAGUACCAACAAGGAGACGUCAUCGGUACCGAGAGCUAACCAGGAGAAAGCAGCACCAGCACAAAGAUCCAAUAAAGACACUUCGGUUGUCCCACCCCGAGAAAAAGGUAAAGGCAGAGAUGUUUCCCAGAACAAGCUGGACUCAGAAGUGGUAACCAAAGUGGCCCGCAUGACUGUCUCUGGCAAGAAGCAGACCAUGGGCUUUGAUGUUCCCAGCACAGGGGAAAAUGGUGUUGUUACAACUUCAGUACGUCGAGGUGGCAGCCCUGAAGAUGUGACCAUUACACCUGCUUCAGAGGCCACCUCGAAACGUCCUGAGACCCCAGUGAAAGGGUCAACUGGAGGAGAUGAGCCGGCUGCAGUGCCCACCCCAGGGCGCACCCCAGGGAAGGCCAGGCAGCAGAUCAAUAUCAAGGCAGAACUGGAGAAGAGACAGGGUGGCAAGCCUCUGUUGAACUUAGUGGUUAUAGGCCAUGUGGAUGCAGGUAAGAGCACACUCAUGGGCCACCUGCUGUAUCUGCUGGGCAACGUCAACAAGCGCACCAUGCACAAGUAUGAGCAGGAGUCAAAAAAAGCCGGCAAAGCCUCCUUCGCCUACGCCUGGGUCCUGGAUGAGACCGGGGAGGAGAGAGACAGAGGUGUAACAAUGGAUGUGGGCAUGACCAAGUUUGAGACAAACUCUAAGGUGGUGACUCUGAUGGAUGCACCAGGACACAAAGACUUCAUACCCAACAUGAUCACAGGAGCUGCACAGGUGUUGAGGUCUACCCACCUUGAUGAGUAUUUCAACAUGGGAAGAAUACAGUAUAUGGCUGAUGUGGCGGUGCUGGUAGUGGAUGCCAGCCGAGGGGAGUUUGAGGCUGGCUUUGAGGCAGGUGGUCAGACCAGAGAACAUGGACUGCUGGUCCGUUCGCUGGGUGUCACUCAGCUGGCUGUGGCUGUCAACAAGAUGGACCAGGUGAACUGGCAACAAGAGCGCUUCCAGGAAAUCCUCUCCAAACUUGGUCAUUUCCUCAAACAGGCCGGCUUCAAGGAGACUGAUGUUUGUUACAUCCCCACCAGCGGACUGUCAGGAGAAAACCUCACUAGCAGGAGUUCAGUUCCACAGCUCACCUGCUGGUACUCUGGGCCCUGCCUGCUGGAGCAGAUUGAUGCCUUCAAACCUCCCCAGAGAUCUGUAGACAAGCCUUUCAGACUGUGUGUCUCAGAUGUGUUCAAAGACCAGGGUUCAGGCUUCUGCGUUACUGGGAAGAUAGAGGCAGGAUGCAUUCAGACUGGAGACAGAAUACUGGCUAUGCCUCCCAAUGAGACCUGCACUGUCAAAGGCAUCACUCUGCAUGACGAGGCUCUAGACUGGGCUGUAGCAGGUGACCAUGUCAGCCUGACAGUCACUGGCAUGGACAUCAUCAAGAUCAAUGUUGGCUGUGUGUUCUGCGAUUGCAAAGAGCCAAUCAGAGUGUGUACCCGCUUCAGAGCCCGGAUCCUCCUGUUUAACAUUGAGGUCCCCAUCACACAAGGCUUCCCUGUAUUAUUACAUUACCAGACUGUCAGUGAGCCGGCCACCAUAAGGAAGCUGGUCAGUGUUCUACACAAAAGCAGUGGCGAGGUCCUCAAGAAGAAACCAAAGUGUUUGGGGAAGGGCAUGAAUGCUGUUGUGGAGAUCCAGACACAGAGGCCGGUGUCACUGGAGCUGUACAAGGACUACAAGGAACUGGGCCGCUUCAUGCUGCGCUAUGUAGGCUCCACCAUUGCUGCAGGGGUGGUCACUGAGAUCAAAGGAUGACGACCGUUUUCAUCCAGACAGUCAAAGCCACAUCUGGAGACUGCAUGCAGCUGGAGACAAAGUGCAAUUCUUUUAAGCGACGUGUCGUUCAUGACCUCAGAGCGUCACAUCCAUCCAUUUCUUUGAGUGCAGUCGCUCCUUCACCUAACUGCUCUGACAAACACUAACUACACACAUACGUAACAAUCCUGUGGCAACGAGCUGACAAAGCAUCCACCAGCAGUCAGACUGUCCAAGUGAUGCAGAGCACCAGCUACAGCUUCCUCCAUGCAAACCAAACCGACUUCACACCCCUCCUCUCCCAACAGUGUCAAAAGGGCAGCCCACAAACCUUACUGUAUUCACCUUUAAGGAUAUGCAAGGAGUUUUUUUCCUUCUCAUUGUAAACCAAAAUCUUUUCACUGCAUUCUAACCUGAACAAAUUUAAUUUUUAAUCCAGACAGCAAUGGAAGUACUAGAUGUUUCAAGUUAUCCAUUUUGCAGGAGUCAAAGACAAACUGUUGGAUAUUUAGGUUGAUAUUUCAGUUUUUAAAUGCCAUCGCUGAGCUGAAAGGUCUUACUCUGAGGUGGAGUAGUCUGUGAGCAGAAAAAGGGAAACUUAAAUUUUUGUCCAUCUGGAUAAAGUGACAGAAUUCUGUCUUCUGGUUUGUUAGGAAUCCCAGCAACUCUCAUAUUUAUGCCGCUAGGAGUCACUUUUGUUAACAAAACAUAAAUUGUUUAAAUGUUUUCUUUUCAGCAUGAAAAUGGUGUUAAGGCUGAUAAGGACUGAUAUUUUGAUUCCUAUCCAGAACUGAGUUGAGUAGCAGAGGGGGAGUUUGGAGGAGCUGUUUUUCCAUGUGUCAGACAUGCUGAUGGUGAUGGUGCAAAUAAAGAUGAUGUGACAUGAACCUGA